AUGGGUUCCCCACCGCGCUUCAGCCCCCAUCUUGCCUGGAGAAGAAUCCUGUGCAUCUUUUUCCUGCCAUUUAUCUCAUCAGGUUUCGCUCCUCGGAUAAAAUAUACAGAUAAAUUUAUAUUUGAAAAAGAACCGCUGACGUCAUCCAAGCCAAGAUUUAACUGGUCUCACCUGACCCCCCUGGAGCUGAAGGACCGGUCUGUAGGACUUCAGGCAGAAGAGGGAGUUGGGAGGAAUCCGUACUUCACGCUGGAGGGUCAUGAGUUCCUCAUCUUUGGGGGCUCCAUCCACUACUUCCGGGUGCCCCGCGAGUACUGGAGGGACCGCCUGCUGAAGCUGAGGGCCUGCGGCUUCAACACUGUCACCACCUACGUCCCGUGGAACCUCCACGAGCCAGAAAGCGGCAAGUUCGACUUCUCCGGGAACCUGGACCUGGAGGCCUUCGUCCUGCUGGCCGCGGAGGUCGGGCUGUGGGUGAUCCUGCGUCCGGGCCCCUACGUCUGCAGUGAGCUGGACCUCGGGGGCUUGCCCAGCCGGUUACUGCAGGACCCCACCACCCAGCUGAGGACCACCAACCGCACCUUUGUGGAAGCCGUUGACAAGUAUUUCGACCACCUGAUUGCCAGAGUGGUUCCGCUCCAGUACCGCAAGGGUGGCCCCAUCAUCGCCGUGCAGGUGGAGAACGAAUAUGGGUCCUUUAACAAGGACAAGAACUACAUGCCUUACCUUCACAAGGCCCUGCUGGAGAGAGGGGUCGUGGAGCUGCUCUUGACCUCGGACAACACGAACAAGGUGCUGAAUGGCCACAUAAAAGGAGUGCUGGCCACCAUCAACAUGAACUCGUUUCGGGCUGACACGUUCGAGCAGCUUUUCAAGGUGCAGAAGAAUAAGCCCAUCCUGAUCAUGGAGUACUGGGUUGGCUGGUUUGACACGUGGGGGAAGAGGCACACCCCUACAGACGCUGGCGACGUUGAAAAUACCGUGACUGAAUUUAUCCAGCUGGACAUCUCCUUCAACGUGUACAUGUUUCACGGCGGGACCAACUUCGGCUUCAUGAACGGCGGCAUACACUUCACACACUACAGGGCUGUCAUCACCAGCUACGACUACGAUGCCGUGCUGACUGAGGCCGGGGACUACACAGACAAAUAUUUCAAGCUUCGAAAGCUCUUCCAAUCCGUCUUCGUAACCCCCCUGCCCCUCCUACCUAAGCCCACCCACAAGGCUGUGUAUCCGUCCAUGAGACCAUCCCUUUACUUGCCGCUGUGGGAUGUCCUGCAGUACUUAAAUAGGCCGGUGGUCUCCCGGACGCCGCUCAACAUGGAGAACCUUCCCAUCCACGGCGGGAACGGCCAGGCCUUCGGGCUGGUGCUCUACGAGGCGACCAUCUGCUCUGGAGGCCGGCUCCACGUGGAGGCUCGGGACGUGGCGCAGGUGUUUCUGAAUGAGACAAGUUUGGGAAUCCUGGCUGACGAGACUCAGAACGUGGACGUUCCUACCAUCACGGAAUGUCAGCUUCUCAGGAUCCUGGUGGAGAACCAAGGACGAGUCAACUUUUCAUGGAAGAUUCAAGACCAGCGGAAAGGAAUAAUCGGAUCUGUCACCAUCAACAGUGUUCCCCUGGAGAACUUCACUAUCUACUCCCUGGAAAUGAGAACCAGCUUCUUCAGGAGGCUCCGCACUGCCAUCUGGAGGCCGGUCUCAGACGACCACUUGGGCCCUGCCUUCUACCUGGGGACCUUGAAGGCCGGCUCUUCUCCCAGGGACACCUUCCUGGCUCUCCCGAGCUGGAAGUAUGGAUUUGUGUUCAUCAAUGGACGUAACCUCGGGCGAUACUGGAACAUUGGACCUCAGGGGACACUUUACCUGCCUGGUGCCUGGCUCAACCCAGGGAACAACGAGAUCAUCCUGUUUGAGAAAAGGAAGAGUGGUUCCUACAUCUACAGCACAGACAAACCCGUGCUGUGAGACUGUGUUCUAACCCACUUCUCGGAUUCCUGGAGUUCAGCUACAUGCGGGUCUUCAGGAGGAAGGUUAACACCAGGAAGAUCAAACACAGUGUGCCUACAAUAGCAAAAAUGUGAAAAUGCCCUAAAAAAUCAAUAGGGAAACUGUCGUGUAUG
Messenger RNA from Camelus dromedarius (Arabian camel), 2123 nucleotides. RefSeq names its product galactosidase beta 1 like 3 (gene GLB1L3). NCBI's taxonomy places the organism in Eukaryota, Metazoa, Chordata, Mammalia, Artiodactyla, Camelidae. The transcript has 20 exons. Gene Ontology annotation, molecular function: beta-galactosidase activity. The record is from RefSeq and is a predicted model, not a curated record. The coding region runs from base 1 to 1968 and encodes 655 amino acids. Gene Ontology annotation, biological process: carbohydrate metabolic process. Gene Ontology annotation, cellular component: vacuole.